Molecule: messenger RNA, 1560 nt
Organism: Aspergillus thermomutatus
Lineage: Eukaryota; Fungi; Ascomycota; Eurotiomycetes; Eurotiales; Aspergillaceae
Exons: 8
Coding region: 1-1560 (519 amino acids)
Biological process (GO): transmembrane transport
Molecular function (GO): transmembrane transporter activity
Source: RefSeq, a predicted model, not a curated record
AUGGACGGCGAGUCCGAAAAGGAUCCUCGCAAUCAGGUGGAGUAUUUGUACCUGGAGCUGGACACUCCUCUACCGACACCAUUCAUCACAUCACCUCCGGGACCAGGCCAGUCGCCCGCUCCAGAAUGUCCGGAUCUCAAGAAUUAUUCCAGUCCGUUCUUAUGGCCCAAGUGGCGCAAGUCCAUGAUGACAUGGAUCUCCUGUGCAGUUACAGCAUUGGCGGGUUACUCGGCGGGUGAAAUCAGUCCGUCGUCCGCUGAAUUGACCAAGGAAUGGGGGAUUAGCCAGGUUGUCUAUAACCUGGGCAUCACUUUGUUCUGCAUUGGAUUUGCGCUGGCGCCGAUGGUGCUGGCUCCGUUUUCAGAAAUCAAUGGGAGGAGGCCAAUCUUCAUUGCUAGUGGAAUCGUAUUUGUCGCAUGCAUCAUUGCCUGUGGAGGCACUCACUCCUUUGGAGGAAUGCUUGUUGCGCGAUUCUUCCAGGGUGCAGGUGGAUCUACAUUCUCGACCAUGGUGGGAGGUGUGAUCAGCGACAUUUACCACGCGGAAGACCGGAAUACCCCCAUGGCACUGUUCUCCGGUGCUGCCCUCUUCGGUACUGGACUGGCCCCGUUGCUUGCUGGCGCCGUUGUGCAGCACACCACAUGGCGAUGGGUUUGGUACUCCCAUGCCAUCGUCUCGGCCAUCUUUGUUGUUAUCAUAUUUUUCUUCUUUAAAGAAACCCGAGGCAGUGUGCUUCUGAGUCGGAAGGCAAACGCACUCAAUACCUACUAUGACAAACUCGAGAGCGCUGGUCAUUACGGAGUCAUCAUGUCGGGUAAGGAGACGGUCAAGCGCAUCCGGUGGAAGGUGAAGAGUGAUGAGGAGAGGGCAUCUUUGGCUCAGAUGAUCAGUAUCUCGUGCUAUAGACCAUUCCACUUGCUUUUUUCGGAGCCAACCGUGUUCUUCUUCUCUCUCUGGGUGUCCUUCAGCUGGGCAGUUCUAUACCUCCAGUUUGGAUCCGUGCCGCUGGUCUUCAAGACCAACCACGGCUUCAACGUUGAGCAAAGCGGCGCCGUCUUUACUUCCAUGUGUGUCGGUGUCAUCAUCAUAACCAUCAUAAGCAUCUACCAAGAAAGCAUCGCGCGGCACUUCGUCACUCUCCCCAAAUCCGCCGAGCGACGGCUCUACUUCGUCUGCAUCCAGUCCCUGCUCAUGCCAAUCGGUUUGUUCUGGUUCGGAUGGACGUCCUACCCCUCCAUUCCGUGGAUUGUCCCAACGAUGGCAGUCGGAUGCGCAACCAUGGGCAUCUUCUCAGUCUACCUAGCAACCUUUAAUUAUUUGGCAGACACCUAUCAUCGGUAUGCUAGUUCGGCGAUUGCGGCGCAAUCUUGCUGUCGGAAUCUCCUCGGUGGUGUCUUUCCGUUGGUAACCAACGCCAUGUUUACGAACCUGGGAUAUCCAGGUGCCUCCAGUCUACUCGGUGGAAUAGGAGCGUUGCUGUGUAUCGUCCCCUGGGUCCUUCUGCUGUUUGGUCCAAAGAUUCGGGCCAAGAGCAAAUUCGCAAGUGAACUUGCACACUAG